AUGUAUAAAAGUGAAGUGAACUAUAGUAGUGUUAAAACGCCACGAAGCCGGAGCGAGACGAUAACGUUGAGAAGUAAAACUCCAGCAGGAGGGCGAGACGGCGGCGGAGGAGCAAGAGAAGAAAGCGGCGGAGAAGCAAAGGGAGCAAAAGCCAAGGGGUCAGGGAAGGAGUCGUCACUAGUGUCGGGAUCAGGAGGGCUUGGGGAAGAAGGGAUUGUGCCGGCGCCGGAAGGUAGAUCGGCGGUUCCGGGGGAAGGGAGGAGAGGAGCGAUCUCCGGUGAAAGCUGA
Molecule: messenger RNA, 288 nt
Organism: Arabis nemorensis
Lineage: Eukaryota; Viridiplantae; Streptophyta; Magnoliopsida; Brassicales; Brassicaceae
Source: the annotation of a GenBank genome assembly